CAAAAAUAGAAAUGUUCGCGCGAGCAGGUGAGAGAAGAUCGAGCGCGAGGAUGUGGGGGAUGAUCACGCGCGCGCGAGGGCUUGUAUUGCGCGCAGAGGACAAGUGACGCGCGCGCGAGUGUUUGAAAUUAGCUCGCGGGCUCCCGUUUCCUCGCGUGUAGAUCUGUUUUCCUCUCGCGGAAGUGAUUUACCGCGCGCGCCAGCAUAAGUGGUCAUACUGAACAGCAGAUUGUUGUCACAGUGCUGAUCAAUGACAGUUCAUCUGCAGUAUAUCAGAGGAGCGAGGAAAGAUGAGUCUCUCACAGGAACAGAGUGUAAGAUCAGGCUCACAUGUGUCCAGCUCUGUGUCUGUGAAGAGUGAUCGGUCAAAAGAUGGUGUGCCACCGAAGUUCAGUGAGAAAAAACCAUCAUCUACAAAAAGAGUUCAAUAUGAGACAUUAGAUUCAGACGUCCAGACUCACAGGAACUACAAGAAUUUCAAAGACAAUCUCCUGUGGAUCUUCCAGGAUCUUGAAAGCAAAAUAAUCACAUUUCUGAAAAAUGAGCUGGAAAAGUUUAAGAAAAUAUUACAAAAAGAAGACAUACAAUGCUUUGUGAAGGACUUUAAUGAGAACAGAUGCAGUAUCAAAGAAGCAGCUCUUGAUCUCACGAUCUACUUCCUGAGAGAGAUGGAGCAAGAUGAAGCUGCUGAUACUCUAGAAGAUGAGCUGAUCUUCAUUCAUCAGCUAAAAUGUAACCUAAAGAAGAAGUAUCAAUGUGUGUUUGAAGGAAUUGCAAAGCAAGGUGACUCUACACUUCUGAAUAACAUCUACACAGAUCUCUAUAUCACUCAGGGUUGUAGUGAACAGGUCAAUACUGAACAUGAGGUAAGACAGAUUGAAGUUUCUUCCAGACGUCAUGAAUCACAAGAGAUACAGGUUGAGUGCAAAAAUGUGUUUGAAGCACCUGAACAAGACAAGCAGAUCAGAACUGUACUGACAAAAGGAGUUGCUGGCAUCGGAAAAUCAGUCUCUGUGCAGAAGUUUGUUCUGGAUUGGGCCGAAGGAAAAGAAAAUCAAGAUAUCAGCUUCAUAUUUCCUCUUCCAUUUAGAGAGAUGAACUUAAAGGAGCAAAAAAAACUAAGUUUGAUGGACCUUAUAACUCAGUUUUUCCCAGAGACAAAAGGACUGAACCUAACAAGAAGAAAUCAGUUCAAAGUCUUGUUCAUUCUUGAUGGAUUUGAUGAAUGUCGACUUCCUGUAAACUUUAAGGAUAAUGAGACGCGGUCUGAUGUUUCGUUACCAGUCUCUCUUGAUGUUCUCAUAACGAACCUCAUCAAGGGAAAUCUGCUUCCUUCUGCUCUCAUCUGGAUCACCACCAGACCAGCAGCUGCCAGUAAGAUUCCUCUUGACUGUAUCGAUCGGCUGACAGAGAUACGAGGAUUCAAUGAUGCACAAAAGGAGGAGUACUUCAGAAAGAGAUUAAUGGAUGAGAAUCUGGCCAAAGAAAUCAUUGAUCAUGUUAAACAAUCAAAGAGUCUCUUUAUCAUGUGCCACAUCCCAGUUUUUUGCUGGAUUUCAGCCACUGUUCUCCAGAACAUUUUAGAGGCGAAAUGUAAUAAUGUUGUGAAAAACAAUCAGGCUGAUGAUGCCUCCAAAACACUGCAGGAGUCAAAUACUGAAGACACUCCUAAGACUCUGACACAAAUGUACACACACUUUCUCAGAUUUCAGAUCCAGCAGAGCAGACGAAAGUAUGAUGGAAAAUAUACACCAGAUGUUUCCUGGGAUAAAGAUGCCAUCUUUUCACUGGGGAAACUGGCAUUUGAUCAGCUGGAAAGAAACAAUGUGAUCUUCUAUGACACAGAUCUGGAAGCCUGUGGUAUUGACAUCUAUAAGGCAUCAGUGUACUCAGGCAUGUGUACCCAGAUCUUUAAGGAGGAAACGGGGAUCGUUCUUGGUACCAUGUACUGCUUCGUUCACUUGAGCAUUCAAGAGUUUAUUGCAGCCCUUUAUGCACAUCUGUUUCUAGACAUAAAGCAGAGAAGUAUAUUUGUUCAUGAGUCUACAGAACAGGAAAACAAAAGUGAAACCACGAUUGAUUUGCUCAAGACUGCAGUGGACAAGGCACUCGAGAGUGAUAAUGGACACCUGGAUCUUUUUCUUCGAUUCCUCCUUGGUUUGUCACUCCAGUCCAAUCAGAGACUCUUACAGGGUCUGAUGACACAGCAAAAUGGAAAUGACCAGAGCAAAAAGAAAAUAGUUCAGUACAUCAAGCAGAAAUUUGAAGGUAAUCUGUCCCCAGAGAGAUCCAUCAAUCUAUUCUACUGUCUGAAUGAACUGAACGACCAAACUCUGGUGAAAGAGAUUCAGACCCACCUUAGCAAAGGAAGUCUCUCAUCUGCUGAUCUUUCACCUGCCCAGUGGUCUGCUUUGGCCUUUGUGUUGUUGACAUCAGAGGAGGAGCUGGAGGAGUUUGAGCUUCAGAAAUUCAAGAAAUCAGACGAAUGUCUCAUUAGAUUAUCAGCUGUCAUCAAAACCUCCAAAAGAGCUCUGUAAGUUAAUAUUUUUUUGCUUUCAUCCUGCUUUUCACAGCUGCUUUCAAAUAUUCCUGGGCAUAUUUUUUUGUAAGGACUCUGUAAAAAGCAUUGUGUUUUUACAACACGUUUUACAGCAUUGUGCAUUGUAGACUGUUGAGCACAUGUUCACAAUGGUAAAAGUGUUUAAUCAAAAUUCACUCAGUAAUAUGGCUGUCGCAAUUCGUCGAUUUUAUUCGACUAUUCGAUUUUUAAAAAUCCUCAACUUCAUUUUGCUGGCGUCGACUAAAAGGCAAAAUACCGGAAGUGGUGCAUUUCACGGACGAGAAUCCAUACUACUCAGUAAUGCUUUUCCUUGAAACCA
Molecule: messenger RNA, 2879 nt
Organism: Onychostoma macrolepis
Lineage: Eukaryota; Metazoa; Chordata; Actinopteri; Cypriniformes; Cyprinidae
Product: NLR family CARD domain-containing protein 3-like
Exons: 6
Coding region: 291-2537 (748 amino acids)
Source: RefSeq, a predicted model, not a curated record